GCUCUCACUUACGCUUAAGCUUUUGACUGUCCGACUCUCUCUCUCUCACCCACUUUCCUCUGCUUCUUGAAAGCUUCCCUGAUUGCCUGUCUUCGAUUCGAUCUCAGUCCUUCACGCACGGAUUAACCAAUCUCGCUCUCCGAUUCGCUUUCGCUCACUGGGGGGGUUGAGGAAGAGGUUGUGGAGAUCUAUCUGAUUUGGUUGAGGGUGAGGACCAGAAAAGCAUGCGGUGGUGGCUGACUCGUUCUGUUGACGUUUUUCGCAAAGUUAUCUCAAACCUGUAUUGUAGAGUAAUUCUGUAAUUGUUUCUUUUUUACUAUUGUGGAUAGUGAAAACCACCCUUCAGUUAGAAACCAAUUUUGACUCCUGAUAUUAUCCAUGGGAUCCACUUUUUUCAUCGUCGUUCCUUGGUAUGUUCGUCAGAUUAGUUGAAUCCUGAUCAAAACCCUUUUUCCUGAAAUUCUGUUUCAGUUCAUUUUCGGUUUCUACGCUUCGCUUUCGUAGACUUCUUUUUCCUAUUCUCUCGUUGGUUCUUGGUUUUCUUCGCAAACCCUUUUGUUUUCGUUGAUUCCGGUGAUCAAUCAGCUCGAAUUCGGUGUUUUCUUGAAAUUGUGGUGCUUUGGAAGUCUGUUCGUCUUCCUAAAAACAUAUUCAAGUGCGGGGAAGUUGUUUAGUUAUGGUAAGUCAAGCAGCGAGCCAAACAAGAUUUCGAGCAUUGAAACAUGAAAAUGGGAUUGAUGGGAGCGCCACCAUAGUUAUUAGAGUAAUAGCAUGCUUUCAACCUCUUCAGGAUUGCCAGGCUGAAUAUUUUCGUCAUUUGCUGAAACCUGUCACGUAGAUAAUUUCUGUGCUUUGCGUUCAAAAUUAAGCUGGAGUUUUUAGUUUAUUUCAUUGUUGCUGAAGGAGAGACAUUAAUCAACUGUUUCUAGUUGUACAUACGACUUUCUGGUGGUUGAUUUGAUUGGAUGGGUGAAGAUUUCAGAUCUUGGAUUCCCGAGCUGCAUGAACGGCGACCGCCCGAUCCAUAUUCCUUGGGUGCUCCUUCUGUCUUGGGGCAACAGAACUUCAUUUCUGCAUAUAGAAACCCUGGCACUAGUAUGCUUUUCACAAAUGGAACUCUGCCAGUAUAUGCAUCCUCUGGGUUGCCCCAUUCACAACUAGGCAGACCAAAUGAACCUCACGGUUGGUUCUAUUGCUGGCCCAGUAUCCAACAGGCCUUCAUGCCUGCUACACCCACUGUUCUCAAAGAGAAACUUUCUACUUGCUCAUUCCAAAACCCUAAGGAGACAUUGGUACCCUGUGUAGACCCUGACAGUAAACAGAAGAGAUUGCUUGUCAGCAAUCCGUCAGGGGAUCAAACAAGUUUGGUCUUUAAUUCUGGAUUAGCGAAUCCUUUGCAGUGCCCUACUUCUUGGGACCAACAAGGUGCUUACUAUGUCAAUGGGAAUGAUCGUGGAACUAAUAGAGGUCUUCAAAACCCCUCAGGACCAAUUUUGACUGAUGAGUUAAAAGGAAGCGAUGAAUCUGGUGCUGAAAGUGAGAUGCAUGAAGACACGGAGGAACUGAAUGCGUUGCUCUACUCAGAUGAUGAGAGUGAUUAUACAGAGGACGAUGAAGUUACUAGCACAGGUCAUUCCCCCAGUACAAUGACAGUUCAUGACAAGCAGAAUUGGUUUGAAGCAAGGGAAGAAGAAGUUGCUAGUUCUUGUGGAAUAACUAAAAAGCGAAAGCUAUUUGAUGGAGGUUAUGAUGAUGUACCAUCCGUAUUGGACACUGCGAGUUCCAAGAAACCCAACAGAUCAGCGGAGUUGGAGGAUGAUGCAGAAUCCUGUUGUGCCUUCAACAGAAGUUCUGGGUCUAGAGAAUUGGACUCCUCAUCCAGCAACAAGAAGAUGAAGAAGGACAAAAUACGCGAGACAGUGAGCAUUCUGCAGGACAUAAUUCCGGGUGUCAAGGGGAAAGAUGCAAUGGUGGUGAUCGAUGAAGCCAUCCACUACUUAAAAUCGCUGAAGCUGAAGGCCAGAGCUUUCGGACUCCAGUCUCUCUGAGUCCCAACCUAUCUGUUCCAGUAGUAUUUGUAGUAGCAGUUUGACAAUAUCAGUUCUUGUCGUUUAGAAACAGUUAAUGUGAUUGUGCAGAAUAAAGUUGGGAGGUGUAUAUGCGUUGCUUGUAGACAUGGUAGGACAUGCCGCGUGUUCCGGCUAGGGCGGUGGUGAAAACUGUAGCUUGAAGUUGAACCCCUCUUGAAGUAUUUUGUUCAAUGAUUGGGUAGGAUUGGAAAUCAGCAGAGCUUUGGGGUUGCGAUAUCAUGAGCAAGAAGAGAGUGGUGCUUUACAUAAUGUCCCAAUAAAGGGUGGUGAAUCAUGGUUUUAGGGUUAAGAGAAAGUGACAAGCGCACCUGGGCAUGGGGUGAAUUGAAAAACUCGGUAGUUUUUUUCUGGAGGGGCCCCUAAAGAAGAGAAAGAGGUGCACGCUCUUGGUUGUGUUUGGGUCCCAACUCUCACUUUCUCCGCCCUUUUUGUUUACUUGUCCAUGUUUAACGUCUGUGGAGGUCUCUUCUUUACUGAUGUCCAAGUUUGCACGAGCAAGAGCGCGCCUUCUCCACUCCAUCAUGCAACAACUUGCAAGGGCCCGAAUGGAGCCCAGCCGGGGGCCCUAAUCCCACCAUUUCUCGCACCGACCGACCGAGCCAGCCAUGUGACGGGAGAGCGAGCCAGCCAUGUGACGGAGACUAACCAAACCUGUAUCGAAUUUUCACUGUAAAUGUGAUGGUGAAUAGACUUUGAGAUAAUGGGGUUGGAUAUUAAUGUUGUUCUUGUUGUAAUAAGAGAGGGAAGGGUGACGAUGUAUUUGGUUGGAUGUAAUUUAAGUUGGGUUGGUGUUGGUGUUGGUGUUGGUGUUGGUGUUGUCCUGAUGUUUAUGUACUCACGUCGCAUGCACGCAUUUGUUAUAUGAGACAGAUCACUGUGUGUGAUUCCUUA
Molecule: messenger RNA, 2981 nt
Organism: Rosa rugosa (rugosa rose)
Lineage: Eukaryota; Viridiplantae; Streptophyta; Magnoliopsida; Rosales; Rosaceae
Product: transcription factor bHLH143-like
Exons: 4
Coding region: 966-2048 (360 amino acids)
Molecular function (GO): protein dimerization activity
Source: RefSeq, a predicted model, not a curated record